Molecule: messenger RNA, 1598 nt
Organism: Polistes canadensis
Lineage: Eukaryota; Metazoa; Arthropoda; Insecta; Hymenoptera; Vespidae
Product: popeye domain-containing protein 3-like
Exons: 7
Coding region: 351-1436 (361 amino acids)
Cellular component (GO): sarcolemma
Molecular function (GO): cAMP binding
Source: RefSeq, a predicted model, not a curated record
UAGUACGUGUACAAUAUAUUUUUAAGAAAAAUUAUAAUCUAAUCAUUAAGGAAUCUUUACGUAAACCAUACGAACUUUUUUUAUAUACGGCUGAUAAUAUCGUUCUGUAAAAAACUGAUGCGGAAUAUGUUUGAAUCGAUCCAUCUGAUCAGAGGAAGGAUCGAUCCCAAGGGGUUGAUAUGUGCGCAUGAAAGAUAGACAUGCGCUGUAUAGCGAUUUAGAAAUAAGAACGGUGGUAAAACAAAGAAUUUUUAACCAAAACAAACAUGGACACGCAGUAGUGAUAGAAAACGUCUUCCUUACUUUCCUACCAUAUAUAUUAUACCAUAUAUUUUUAAGAUCGCACAAAGAUGAGCCCUGGACUGGGUCACGACCCUUUGCCUUCCUAUAACGUCACGUCAGUAGGUAAUACCGCACUGUGCCUAUGGCAACAGCCACAACACAUAUUAUUCCAGUUAGCGAAUUUCUGCUUUGCACUCUCUUACUCAGCACCGUCCUCGAAGAAGGGUAUAUUGUUUAUGCACUCAGUUUUAAUCGUCGGUUUUAUGUUGCUGUCCGGAUGGGCAUGGCACGUGAUCUGUGCACCAGAUAUCUUCUCCUGGAACUUUACUUUCUUGUUGUUAAAUAUUGGACAAUUGGUUUAUAUCGUUUAUCAAAUGAGACCGGUCAGGUUUGAUCCUGAAUUGGAAGAGGUCUAUCACACACUUUUUUAUCCUUUUAAAGUAUCAAGAGCACAAUUUAAAAGACUAGUGUCCCCAGAGCUUGCAACGGUGAUGUCCCUUCAUACUGGUGAAGCAUAUGCAAUGCAAAACUUAACUAAAACAGACAGACUAGGUCUAUUACUCAGUGGUAGAGUCAAUGUUCUUAGUGACACCAACUUUUUACAUCCAAUUCUACCCUGUGAAUUUUUAGACUCGCCAGAAUUUGAAAGUUCUAGAGCAUCUAGAGAUGAUAAAUUUAAGGUCUCAAUAGUUGCUGCUAGUUCUUGUAAAUACGUCUACUGGCAAAGAUCAGCUUUGGAAUAUCUUCUUGUUAAAGAAGCCUAUCUUGCAACAGUCUUAACAACUUUAGUUGCAAGAGACAUUGCUACCAAAUUAUAUGCAAUGAACAAUAAGAUAGUUACAGAAAAAGGUUCGCAUUUGGAUAUUCGAUUGCCUACUAUUAACGCUGGAAUAGGACUCAGUGGUGAUCAUAGGAGUCCUCGAACAUCUAGGCAAACUUUGAUACAUAGAAAAGAUACAAACCCUACGUCCAACAAUGUGGCUGGUGCUAAACCAAAAGAAAGAACGACAAACAAUCUAAGUAAAAAGGGUGCACCUAACAUGGAACCUCUGCCAGAAUUACCGUCCUGUGAUGAUCUCGCAUCGAGUGGUGUAGAAAGUUGGCUAGAUUCGUCUAGCAAAUAUCAUAGCUGUGAAAUUGUCGAUGAGGAGUGACGAUACGCUUAUCAUGCAAGCUACCAUUGUCCAAUGGAGGACGAGCAAAAGUGCAUCGAACCUAAUUGUCUCCUUUACGAGAUGAUUACGCGAGAAGUUUAACGAUUUUAGUCCAAUUUGAUGAGAAGGAGAAUUUAAGGAAGAUAAAUUAUAAAAUAUAAA